AUGAUCACCAAAUCGAUCCAUGAUCCUAGUCCUGUCGAAGUUCUCGAAACACAAUCAACUAACUCUGAGAUAUGCAUCAAAACGACGGUCGCUCGAUCGAAAACAUCAUAUGUCGAUCGAGGAAAAAAACGAAAAUUUCUGUUUGUGAUACUAUGGACGACUGUGACAGUGUUUAUCGUUUUAGUCGUGAUACUUCUAGUGACAAAUGCCAAGCAUAAUGUAGCUGAAACAACAACUGUUACCACACCAACAGCAGUAUCUACAACAGGAUCAGCAUUGGUACAAACAUCAUCAGGCACAAAUAUAUCGUCUACUACAGCACUUUCAUCGUCAGCCACCUCCGCACCAACGACAACAGGAAUGGCGAGUCAGCUACCGCUUGUCAGUGCAGAUGGAACGAUUCGAGGUGUGUAUAAUACAACUGUUGGCGCUAGUAGUACUGGCUCAACAGCCGGUACUGGCGUCGGUCAAUAUGCAGCGAGUGAUCCACCAGCUAAUGCAUGUGAUAAUGACACAUCAACAAAGUAUUUAAAUCUAGGAUCAUGUAAUCAAACCGAUAAUAGUUCUCUCUGCGGUUUGAACACUGGUCUCUAUCUCGAACUACAACGUGGGUCAUCUUUAGUUACCGGUAUACAAUCAUGCACUGCAAAUGAUUCCCUUGAAAGUGAUCCACUUAUUGUAUCCUUAGAAGGUAGUAAUUUAUCCGGAACGAAUCUUACGCUCGGUAUUAGUUGGUCACUCAUUUAUAAUGGUACAAGCGGAUUAGGUACGGAUCCUGGUCGAUCCAGUUGUGGUUCUAUCCAGUCAAUAAAUAAUUCAGUUCAAUACAAGAGCUAUCGAUUUCUUGUUUUUGGCAAACGGUCGAUGUCGAAUAGUGUUCAAUAUUCCGAAGUUCGAUUGUUUGGAUACUAG
Adineta ricciae is the source of this 912-nucleotide messenger RNA. Lineage: Eukaryota; Metazoa; Rotifera; Eurotatoria; Adinetida; Adinetidae. The record is from the annotation of a GenBank genome assembly.